CUUGUUUCUACAUGAAGGCAGAACAGGGCUGGUAUUUUGUCACUGAUUUCUCAGGGCAAGGUGCAAUCUGCCGCAGCGAUACAAAUCCACAUGGACCCGAGCCAAUGGUCUCAAGGUCACGUCAACGUCAACUCCCAGUCAUACCAGGAAGUACAAAACAAAAUUAAUCACAGCUGAGCGCUUGAUUUGUCUGUCUGAGGAUUUAUCUGCGGUACCACAGACAAAAUAUUUCCCAGGAUGAGAAGUUAGCUGCCACUGUUGGACACGUCCUGCUCCCAAGAUUAAACUAUUGUUGACAACCUCGGAACCGAUACUCAACAUAUUAUCCUGUGCUACGCAGAAAAGGGGAUAUGAAAUUCCUUGCAGCAAUCUUUGACGUAAAGUGAUUCAUUUUAUGGGAAAUGCAGUUUGUGAUGUUAAUAAACACUGCACCAUGUUACUGUUGGAUGAUAAGAAAAUGAUUACCGGCGACAAGCUGCUUCCCUCUGUGAGAAACCAAGUCACCGAGAGUGCGAGGAGUCCAGCGAGCUGCGGCAGGCAUUUGUCUUUUGUGUUUAAGACACACAUUGGAGGUCUGUGAUCUAAUGGACACACCUGAGAUUGCUGUCUUCUGAUGGAUAUUAAAAGAAAACCUGCAUUUCAUAUGAUUCCCGAGCAGCUGUGAAGAAUCCUGGCUGGAGGAAAUGAAGCCUCGUGCAGUCCUGGGAUCUUUUUGGAGCAAACGACCGGAAAACAAAUGCAACGUGCAAUUGAUCAAACCCGGAUCGCAGCCUAACAGACACUGAGUGCGUCUUUCAAAGAUGAAAUCCAACCAGGAGCGCAGCAACGAAUGUCUACCGCCCAAGAAACGUGAGUUUCCAGUCAGCAGCCUGCCCUCCCUGGCAGAGAAGCCGGUUGCCACGGCCACUGGCAGUGAGAGGAGCCGCAGUGAAAACUUGGCGUGGCUGGCCAACAUCGCCAGCCGGCAGAGCAGCGUGGGGGUGAAGUACGGACAUGCCAAAGGAGCAGGAGAAACCUCACUGGAAACUGGCCUGCCUCUGUACAAGCCACUACCGGCAGCUGUGGACUACUCAUCGCCCGGGAAUGUGAGAGGGGCUCCCGGCGUGACGCAACUCCGCGCGGUGUAUUCAUCGUCGGUCUUGGCCCAGCCGGGGCCCUCCAUGUCUCCGGUGGAGUACACGCCUCUGCAGCCGGCCGCCUUCCAGUUUGUCGGGCCGCCGUCGUUCAGCGGGCCCUACGUGGGCCCGCCCGCGUUCGUCCCGUCCCCGCUGGCGGUGUCUCAGGCCUCCGCCUCCCCGACGCAGUAUUCCCACCUGGAGCCCUAUUCCGCCAUCUUCGGCGGCCCGUCCCAGCACAAGGCGGGGUUGGAGCAGCAGCAGCAGCAGCAGCAGCAGCAGCAGGCGGGCAGGACGCGCAGAGAGAUGCCCGCGUCACAGUACGCGCAGGCCCCCAGCCCGUUGCCCAACAUGACCAGGCCUCACUCUCCGGCCCCGCUGCACCCCCACCCGUCGCUGGCGCCGCGCUCCCACGCCGCCACCACCACCUCGCCCAUGCUGCUGCAGUACGCCGAGGCCGGCUACCACGCUGCGCACAGGGAGGCCCAGAGGAAGGCCGGCGAGCCCAGGCCCCACCUGGCGCCGCGCAGGGAAAUGCUGAACGGCGAGGUGGACAAAGGGCGGCGCUACGAGUCGAACGCGGACAAGGCGGGGGCCAAGGCACUCCCCCGGCACUACGAGAUCAGGCACGGGACCCACGUGGUUGUCCACCCUGCCGACUAUGCACAGGAAACUUUAGCCUCCAGGGCCUCCGUGAUGAUCAUACCCAACAGCCACACGCCCACCACGGAUCUGGAGGUGCAGCAGGCCACAAGCAGCGACAGCUCCCAUCUGGCAUUGUACGAAAAGGCCAACCUCAAUCACGGCAAGGCCACCUUCUCUCCACAGUCAGUCAUCCAGACCACACAUACCCCCACUGACCACAUCUCCAUCGGCCCCCCCGGCGGGGCAGUCUACUCCAGUCCUCAGCAGCCGCUCAUCGGCUACAUAAGCAGCCAGCAGCAAGGCUUGAGCUACCACGGGAACCUACAGCAGCACCUGGUGAUCCCCGGCACCCACCCGCUCCUCAUUCCCGUCUGCGGCACGGCAGUGGAGGCCCCGGGGGUGGGCUCCGCCAUCAUGACGUCCUCGCCACAGUACGCCGCCGUGUCCCACCCCUUCGCCACCAACGCCGGCCACAAGGCCGAGACCUACCACCACCACCACCACCACCACCCGGAGCCGCUGGUGGCACAGUCGGCCUACCACACUGCCGUGGUGCAGGCACAGGUACACCUGCCCCUGGUCCAGCCGGUCAGCUCCCCGGUGGCUGCCUCCACUCAGCUGCCCCCCUACUUCAUGAAGGGGUCAAUCAUACAGCUGGCCAACGGGGAACUGAAGCGAGUGGAAGACUUGAAAACAGAGGACUUCAUCCAGAGCGCUGAAAUCAGCAGCGAUCUGAAGAUUGACUCUAGCACAGUGGAGCGGGUGGAGGGCAGUCAAGCCUCCAGCUUUGCUGUUCUGCAGUUUGCUGUAGGGGAACAUCGAACGCAGGUCAGCGUGGAGGUGCUGGCGGAACACCCGUUUUUUGUCUUUGGGAAAGGCUGGUCUUCGUGCUGCCCCGAGAGGACCUCGCAACUCUUUGGCCUGCCCUGCUCCAAACUGACGGUGGGUGACGUUUGCAUAUCCCUCACGCUGAGGAACCUGAACAACGGCUCCCUGAACAAAGGGCAGGCCACCGCGGACUCCGGCCAGCCGCCGAGGCACCCCAGGAAUUACAGCCCGGCCGCCUGCAGGCUCCCCCGCUACCUGGAGCGGGAAAACGGGAUUGUUCAGGGGGACGUCUCGGAGAACGGCAGGCCGCCCGACCAGGGCUUCGCCCUCCAGCGCGCAAAGCCCUGGCUCGGCAAAACAGAGUUCGGCGGGCGCACCCCGACCAGGAAGCGCAGGUGGUCCGCCCCCGAGACACGGAAAGUGGAGAAGACUGAGGAGCAGCCAUUCCUCCUCCCCAAACCAUCCUUCAUUCCUCAGGAGGUGAAGAUUUGCAUUGAAGGCCGAUCCAACGUAGGCAAGUGACGAAGGAAGGCACUUUGGGGUGGAGUGACACUUGCUCACACAUCAAAAACAAAAUGUUAAAACUAUAAUACUGUACUGUAGACUUAAAGCUAGAAAAAAAACCCAGUAUUUACAUGUUAUCUGCUUGUUAUUUUAGGUUUUUUGUUAAUAACAUGUAAUAAUUUCGAAUGGUGUUAAGGAGAAGACAGGUAGGUGUUCUUUCCACAUAGCUUUGACUGUUCACUGUUUAUUGAAUGCCCUUACGAAAAUUCUCACCUGGAUUAUUCCUGUCAUGAUUAGAAUCCAUUAUAGUCUUCUCUGGUACUGUGUUUUUUUUUUUAAUUUGGUUCAUAUUUAGUGACAGUGUGUGCCACUUUCUUUAGUUCCCCCUGACUUAUGUGUACAUUGUGUGCAAUCCACAGUGGGACAGGGUGACCCUUUGGGCAUUUGCAAUUUUUUGUCAUAUUUAUUUUGCUGGGCCUUCCUCCUCUCCCUUCGAGAGGCCCCAACAUCAUACCAAAUUUGACGAGUUUAGUAUUAUCUGUAAAAACACUGUCAUCCACUUAAACUAGAUACUGAACGUUGAGAAAGAAACGGAAACUGAAGAAUGACGUUUGUGUAGAAGACGCGAGUGUGGAACCAAUUGUAGAAUCGAGUUUGUUUGGAAGAAUGAGAAUCAGCGGUGAUGAUUCCUGAGUGAAUGAUUUAAUACGAUAGUAGUGGUCUGUCGGAGACUGCUUUAUCAGAACGCACUUUUUAAAUGUAAUGCUUAAAAGAAGAGGGGUGGGGUUUGAAUAGCCGGCGCGUUGAGACGCAAGCUGGAAGAGAUAUCUUAAGAGUUAUCCAGUAUUUAACUGUUGUACUUUUAAAGCAUUUGGCAAUUUGCACAUCUCGAUAGUCAAACAAUCAUCCAGUGAGUCUGUCAGUUGUGCUGUUUUUUUUUGUUUUCUCUCGAACCUUUUUCUUUUGAAAAGGGGAAAAGUUUAAAUAAAAGCAAUGUAGCGGAUAUUGUUUGGCCUGUGUUGGCAUUGGGACCUUCCCGCAGUGUUGUUUAUCAUGUUGAGCGAUGGACUCGAAGCCUGUCAUAUCUAUUAACCUCCCCAAGACAGUUUGAAAUGAUACACCUUUCCAGUAAUUUUUCCAAUUUUUAGGAGAUCUCAGGCUGUUGCAAAAAUUAAAAAUGGUUGUGUAACAAAA
Molecule: messenger RNA, 4286 nt
Organism: Amblyraja radiata (thorny skate)
Lineage: Eukaryota; Metazoa; Chordata; Chondrichthyes; Rajiformes; Rajidae
Gene: atxn1a
Product: ataxin 1a
Exons: 7
Coding region: 801-3110 (769 amino acids)
Biological process (GO): negative regulation of transcription by RNA polymerase II; nervous system development
Cellular component (GO): nucleus
Molecular function (GO): protein binding; RNA binding
Source: RefSeq, a predicted model, not a curated record